Messenger RNA from Cetraspora pellucida, 355 nucleotides. Lineage: Eukaryota; Fungi; Glomeromycota; Glomeromycetes; Diversisporales; Gigasporaceae. The record is from the annotation of a GenBank genome assembly.
AAACAUUGAAGAACCUUUGCUCUUAGUUGAACUUAAGUACAGAGGGAACAAGGCUAACCUAAUAGAAUGCCUCAUGUAUAUUAGUGAUAUGACCCAACCUUCACUAGGUCAUUUAAGGGAAAGUGUAGAAAAUAUAGAAGGUGAGGAAGAGUUACAUGUUAAGAGGACCAAAGAAGUAGGGAAGAAGUCCAAGAACACAUCUGAUAUAAAAAUGUUGUUAAGAGAAAUUAAACAUUUGUGUAAGAAUGCAUUAAGUGUCUCAACAGAAGAUGAGGCAAUCCAACACAUUGAGGAUGCAAGAGCGAAAACACUUGAUAAAAUGGUAGUUCUAAAUGCUGUAAGAGAAUAUGAUUAG